This is a messenger RNA of Recurvomyces mirabilis, 456 nucleotides long. RefSeq names its product cytochrome b subunit of succinate dehydrogenase, Sdh3p (gene SDH3). The record is from RefSeq and is a predicted model, not a curated record. Lineage: Eukaryota; Fungi; Ascomycota; Dothideomycetes; Mycosphaerellales; Teratosphaeriaceae. The coding region runs from base 1 to 456 and encodes 151 amino acids. Gene Ontology annotation, cellular component: membrane. Gene Ontology annotation, molecular function: oxidoreductase activity, acting on the CH-CH group of donors; electron transfer activity. Gene Ontology annotation, biological process: mitochondrial electron transport, succinate to ubiquinone; tricarboxylic acid cycle. The transcript has 2 exons.
AUGUAUAUAGCAGCCAACGACGCCACACAAUCCAUGGCCGAAAACGAUGCCGGCACCGGAAUCCUCGCCAAACAGCGCCUCGCCCGCCCCGUCUCCCCCCACCUCAGCAUCUACCGUCCGCAAAUCACCUGGUAUGGCAGCAUCAUAAACCGCAUCACCGGCUCCCUCAUGUCCGGCGCCUUCUACCUCUUCGGCGCCGCAUACCUCGUAGCACCCGUCAUGGGCUGGCACCUCGAGAGUGCGGUGCUCGCUGCCUCUUUCGCGACAUGGCCGGUCAUACUUCAAUUCUUGACCAAGACGGUGUUUGCGUGGCAGUUUACUUAUCACACUUUUAACGGGGUGAGGCAUUUGGUGUGGGAUACGGCGAGUGCGAUUAGCAACAAGGCUGUCAAUCAGAGUGGGUGGUUUGUGGUGGGGUUGAGCACAGUCUCCGCGGUUGCUUUGGCACUUCUGUGA